AUGCACCCUCCGCUCAUCAUAGACAAGCAUCCCAUCUGUGCUGAGUUCAUUGAGGCGCUGACGCGAUGCCACAAGGAACACAGCGUGGCCAAGUGGUGGGGCGCCUGCAACGACCCAAAGUUUGAGUUGACAAAGUGCCUUGACCGGGAAAAGAAGGAGCUCAGGGCGGCGCGCCAGGAGAAGGCCAAGGCGGAGUUUCGUGAGAAGCAGGAGCGGAGCCGUCAGGAGCGCGAGAAGCGGGCGCAGCAGGAGCAGCAGCAGCAGCCGCAGCAGCCGCCAACACCGCCGCAGCAGCAGCCCAGACAGCAGGAGCAACCACAGAGUCAACAACAGCAGCAACAGCAGCAGCAGCAGCAGCGGCAGCAGCAGCAGCAGCAGCAGCAGCAGGCGGCUCAGAGGCAGCCACCGCUGCAGGACGCCAGGAUGCAGUUGCUGGAGCGAGCCGAGGCCGCAACCGCCUGCUUCGCCCUUUUCUUCAACACAUGA
Molecule: messenger RNA, 486 nt
Organism: Monoraphidium neglectum
Lineage: Eukaryota; Viridiplantae; Chlorophyta; Chlorophyceae; Sphaeropleales; Selenastraceae
Exons: 3
Coding region: 1-486 (161 amino acids)
Cellular component (GO): mitochondrion
Source: RefSeq, a predicted model, not a curated record